UGGUUCGACCCCAAUGACAGCCCGGCGGAGCGCCGUCUAGUACAGAAGCUCGACUUUUUCAUCUUGACAUAUGCCUUUGUCGGUUUUUGGGUAUGUUCAGCCCAAGUCCAUGUCACGAGGCCAAUAUUGGCUCUAACAAGCACACAGGUUCUGUACAUUGACCGCGGUGUUCUUGCCAACGCCUACGUUAGCGGUAUGAGAGAAGAGCUCGAGCUUUUUGGAAACCAAUACAUUCAGCUUAAUGCCGUAUACAGCGCUGGAUACUGCAUCUCCAUGAUACCUGCCACACUCCUCAUCACGAAAUACAAAGCACAGCUGGUUAUUCCCGCUUGCAUGUUCAUGUGGGGUAUCUGGAGUAUCUGCUGCUUCCAGGCUAAGAGUUUCCGAGAGCUGAUUGCCUACCGCUUUUUGAUGGCCUUGUCACAGGGUCCCUACUUCUGUUCAAUUCACUAUAUCCUGGGUAGUUGGUACCGCACUGAUGAAAUCAUUCGCCGAGCUGGUAUUUUCUAUGUGUCCUCUGGCGUGGGCACCAUGACCACUGGUCUCCUCGCCGCUCGCAUCUACACCAACCUCGACGGGCACCUUGGCCACGCUGGAUGGCGAUGGAUGUAUCUCGUCGCCUCUUUCCUAACCUUUCCAGUCGCCAUUUGGGGACUGACCUCUCUCCCCGGUACUCCCAGGGAUGGCAAGCGCUGGUUCAUGACUGAACACGAGUUUGGCUUGGCCAAGGAACGCAUGGCCUUGCAAGGCCGUCUGGACCCAAAAGGAUUGAGCCUUUCCAAGGAGUCUCUCAAGCGGUUCCUCGGUCGGUGGCACUUCUGGGUCUUGGUUCCAUGGAACGUCCAGUGGACUCUUGGUUUCUUGGGCAUGAGUUCCGGCGCUCUGUGGUUGAGGGCGCAGACACAGUAUACCACGGCGCAAGUGAACAACUUUACUGCAAUCUCUCCCAGUCUCGGCAUAAUUUGGAUCAUGUCGUUCGCUUGGGUUGUGGAUAAAUUCGGCCGCAAGGCUAUCAUUCCAACUAUUGCCUUUGCCUUCCGAAAACUCUUUAUUUCGAAAAUGCAUGUUACUAAUCUUGCUCUUCCAAGGUUUGCUAUUGUCGUCAAUUACAUCGAGGUGUCGCUCUCGCCGAUCAAUUACAGCUUAGCCAACAUCGUCUGCGCAGCAGACGCUGAAGAGCGUGCCUUUGUCAUUAGCUCUAUGCUUGCAAUUUCCACUGCUUUUGGAGCGUGGGUUAGUAUCCUAUCGUUCCCAACUGUAGAGGCCCCCAGAUUCUUCAAGGGAUAC
Fusarium vanettenii 77-13-4 is the source of this 1287-nucleotide messenger RNA. RefSeq lists its product as uncharacterized. Gene Ontology annotation, biological process: transmembrane transport. The transcript is spliced from 5 exons. Lineage: Eukaryota; Fungi; Ascomycota; Sordariomycetes; Hypocreales; Nectriaceae. Gene Ontology annotation, cellular component: membrane. The annotation marks the transcript as partial. The record is from RefSeq and is a predicted model, not a curated record. Gene Ontology annotation, molecular function: transmembrane transporter activity.